CACACAUCACUGCGCGCUUUGCGAUGGCGCUCGCCUGGCUAUUCGCUCCUUGACGGCAUAAAAUACUGUCCCGAUAGGUCACAAAUCUGAUUCCGCACUACCUCCCUCAUCAACAAAAAUGUCAUCCCCCGACCACCUCUCCCAUCUCCUCGCCAAAGCCGCCCUCCACUUCCACGGUGUCCGUCCCCUCCUCCCCAUGUACCUGCACCUCAUCCUCUCCGCCCUCUUCCCAAUCUACGCCGGCGCGCACGCCUCCCUAUCCCGACCCUCGUCCGCGGCAAAAGCCCCGAGAAAGACGAAGAAAGCAACCGAUUCCGACGACGACGAUGUAGAUGAAGACAAGGUGCAGAAGAUGGAGGGCCUCAGCAAUACCGAUGCCAUCAUCUUGCCAGUAACGGCGGGUAUCACUCUGACUGUGCUCUACUUCCUUAUCAAGAAGUACGGGGCUGAUGUCGUCAAUUUGAUCAUGGGGUAUUACUUUGCUGGCGUGGGUGUUUUCAGCGUGGGGCAGUUGGUGAACGAUGCGGCGAAUUUGGGUGUGGGGUUUGUGUUUCCGACGUACUAUUGUCACAAGGGAUCGUUGUAUAAGGUGAACUCCAGGGAGCGUAGGGUUGUUCGUCAGGAUGAGAGCAAUGCUGCUCCUGAAACGAGGAGUUCGCCCCUACCGGGUGCAUUAGGGUCUCUCGCCUCAGCCUUGCGUUUGGAUGGUAUCCUCUGGACGGUUCGGCGCAUCUUGAAGCAGAAGCUCACGAUCAAAGCCUACGUGAAGACCAUUAUCGACAUGAACAUCAACGUAACCAUCAUCAACCUCGCCUCCGCCUUCGCCGGCGCAGCCACCAUCGUCUACGUCAACACCGUCGCCAAACCCUGGUUCCUAACCAAUGUCCAAGGCUUCGCAGUCUCCUACUCAGCCCUCCAGCUGCUGUCUCCCACCACCUUCGCAACAGGCAGCCUCAUCCUCAGCGCCCUUUUCUUCUACGACAUCUGGGCCGUCUUCUUCACACCCCUCAUGAUCGCCGUCGCCACGAAUCUCGACCAGCCCAUCAAAAUGGUCUUUCCCCGGCCGGAUGAGCCGAGUGAGAUACCAGGCGAGCCUCCUACCAAGAACUUUAGCAUGCUUGGGCUCGGCGAUAUCGUCAUUCCCGGCAUCAUGAUUGGGCUGGCUCUUCGCUUCGACCUGUACAUGUUCUACUUGAAGAAGCAGAAGAAAUCCCGCAGCCACAGCGCUGCUCAGUCUCCUUCCCGCAAAGCCAGCAAAACCGCGGAAGAGAGGAGAAAAGCGCCGUACGUUCCCGUUACGGGCCGCUGGGGCGACAGGUUCUGGACUUCGGGUUUGCUCUUCUCCUCCUCGCCAUUGCCCGAUCAACUCCGGACCUCCUUUCCGAAGCCGUACUUCACCGCUUCCGUUGUUGGCUAUGUCGUUGGCAUGAUCACCACCGUCCUCAUCAUGACGAUUUACCACCACGGACAGCCAGCGCUGCUAUAUCUCGUGCCGGGCGUGCUGAUCAGUUUGUGGGGCACGGCUUUGGUGAGGGGUGAGUUGCACGAGAUGUGUAGUUUCAGUGAAGCUGUCAACGCCGUGCAGGUGGAGGAACGGAGCGAGGAGGGGAAAGAUAAGGUAGAAGAGGAGGUCAAGGAGGAGAAGCAGCCUCGGGGACUCUUUGAGAGGCUUUGGUGGGAGCUGUGGAGGGCGGAUGAUGAUGAGAAGGGGAAGAAAGCGAAAGAGGGCGAGAAGUCUUCUGAAUCUGAGAAGGAGAAGAACAAAACGUCGAACGAGAAGGAAGAGAAGGAGAAAGAAGGCGUCUUCUUUUCCUUCUCCAUCUCCCGCCAGGAUCCUCGUGCUUCGGCGAAAGCCUCGAGUAGGCGUCGAGGCCGCUCGGUCGCAUACGACGAUGGUCUUGCGGAGGCUUCCCCGAGACGGGCGGCAAGAUCUCCCGGCGGCGACGUUGUGUCUUCUCCGGAGGUUCAGAACACCGGCGUUGAGGAAACGCCACGGCUUCGGGCUCGGAGUACGAGAGCGGCGUCUUCUCGGAGGCGCUGAGUUGCAUUGACUUGGGAACGCACAAGAAGGACGUUUUGAUGAACUUUACUGUAUGGCAACGGUGGUUCUGUUUCUAGCGAACGACUUGGAGUUGAGAUCUGAUCCGGACAAUCGGACGUGCAUAUGUUAUCAGAUUAGGCAUGAGAUAGAUGAAUCGUCAGACACCGAUCGAUACACCGUGGUGUCUGUAUCCAUCGUGCGUCAGUGAUGAGAUGAAAGCGAUAUUGUAAGCAUGGAGGAGAGAUGUAGUUCGGAGGAUGGCGCGGCGCCCGCUCGAAUGGGACGCGGCGCCAUGUCGAUCCGCCACCGCCUCCCCGCAACGGCCGGAGCCGCAACUCUCCA
Neohortaea acidophila is the source of this 2383-nucleotide messenger RNA. RefSeq names its product signal peptide peptidase-domain-containing protein. NCBI's taxonomy places the organism in Eukaryota, Fungi, Ascomycota, Dothideomycetes, Mycosphaerellales, Teratosphaeriaceae. The record is from RefSeq and is a predicted model, not a curated record. The coding region runs from base 119 to 2041 and encodes 640 amino acids. Gene Ontology annotation, biological process: membrane protein proteolysis. Gene Ontology annotation, cellular component: membrane; lumenal side of endoplasmic reticulum membrane; cytoplasmic side of endoplasmic reticulum membrane. The transcript has a single exon. Gene Ontology annotation, molecular function: aspartic endopeptidase activity, intramembrane cleaving.